Messenger RNA from Staurois parvus, 335 nucleotides. The record is from the annotation of a GenBank genome assembly. Lineage: Eukaryota; Metazoa; Chordata; Amphibia; Anura; Ranidae.
UGUCUGGGAAUAUCUUAAACCUCACACUGGAGAUCAUCUAUCUGCUGACCGGAGAGGUGAGAAGUAAUAUGGGGAUUGUUUCUGUAUGAUGUUAAUUGUAUCUUACUGUGUAGAAUUAUGGACCCAUGAAGAGGUCCAAUAAAUCCCCACCUCCCUCCUUGCCACCCGAGGGAAACAUUGACAAGAAGAUCCUAGAAGUCACCAAGAAGAUCAUUGAGCUGUUGACGGGGAGAGGUUCCUAUAAGGUGUCAGGAUGUCACUGUCUAUUUCUCCAUGGAGGAGUGGGAGUAUCUAGGACACAAGGACCUCUACAAGGACAUCAUGGUGGAGAGCCA